Molecule: messenger RNA, 2040 nt
Organism: Sceloporus undulatus (fence lizard)
Lineage: Eukaryota; Metazoa; Chordata; Lepidosauria; Squamata; Phrynosomatidae
Product: vomeronasal type-2 receptor 26-like
Exons: 4
Coding region: 1-2040 (679 amino acids)
Biological process (GO): G protein-coupled receptor signaling pathway
Cellular component (GO): membrane
Molecular function (GO): G protein-coupled receptor activity
Source: RefSeq, a predicted model, not a curated record
AUGGUCCCCAAUGAAUCCCAUCAGUUUAUGGGGAUUAUCCAUUUACUUAAGCGUUUUGGAUGGACAUGGGUUGGACUGUUGGCUGCAGGUGAUGAAAGUGGAGACCGUUUCUUGCAGGUUUUAGAGGCAUUGUUUACUCAGUAUGAAAUCUGCUCAGCCUUCACACAAAGACUGACCCGUGAUGGCCGUUUACCUCAGGUCCCUGAUCUAGUCCGUAUGGCUGAUGUGAUUGAUCAACAUUUAAUGAAUCAGAGGACUAGAACCUUGGUCAUCUAUGGUGAAACUCUGGCCUUAAUGUGGUUGAGCACUGCAUUGUUCUUAUCAGGAAUUGAUUACAGUUAUGUUGGGAAGGUAUGGAUCAUGACAGGACAGAUUGAAUUCGCAGUCACUGGUCUUUCAAGGAACUGGAAUUUUGAAAUAUUCCAAGGGUCCAUUUCCUUUGCCAUCCACUCCAAGGAAUGUCUAGGCUUCAAGACAUAUCUUCAGACUAUAAAACCUGACUGGACACAAGGAGGUAGUUUUCUCAAAGAGUUCCUUGAACAAGCACUUGGAUGCUCAAUUCCCACUCCCCUAAAACCAGUGGGAUCUGAGAACAUGUGUACCGAGGAGGAGAGGCUGGAGGGCCUUCCUGAGGCUGUCUUUGACAUGCACAUGAGUGGCCACAGCUACAGUAUCUAUAAUGCCGUUUAUGCCAUAGCACAUGCUUUGCAUGACUUGCACACAUCUAGAUCCAGUUACAGAUCAACGAUGGGGUGGAAAAAACGUCAAGAUCUCCAUCCUUGGCAGCUCCAUUACUUUCUUCAAACCAUCACCUUUAACAACUCAGCUGGAGAAACACUGUUUUUCAAUAACCGAAUGGAAAUGGAAUCUGGCUUUGAUGUAAUGAAUUUAUUCAUAUUCCCAAAUAAUUCGUAUUGGCAAGUGCAGAUUGGCAGUCUGGAUUCCAAGGACAUUGAACAAACACAAUUAAUCAUUAAUGAAGACAUAAUUCAAUGGCACAGAAGCUUUAAUGAGGUUCGCCCUCUUUCUCUGUGUAAUGAAUACUGCAAAGCUGGAUAUCACAAAAGAAAGAAGGAAGGUGAGAAAUUUUGCUGCUACCAUUGUGAUCGUUGCCCAGAAGGGAAGUUUUCUCACACAAGGGAUAUGGCCAGCUGUUUUGCAUGCCCAGAAGAUAAAUACCCAAACAAAGACCAAAGCCUGUGCAUUCGAAAAACGAUCACCUUUCUGUCCUAUGAAGAACCUUUAGGAAUAAGUUUAGCAUCCCUUGCAGCCUAUUGUUCUCUGAUCACACUCUUUGUGCUGGGGGCCUUUAUUAAGAACAGAGAUACUCCCAUUGUCAAAGCCAACAACCGGGACCUCACUUACACUCUCCUUGUCUCCCUCUUCCUCUGUUUUCUCUGUUCUUUCCUCUUUCUUGGACAACCUAGAAUGGUGGCUUGCUUUCUGAGACAAUCAGCUUUUGGCAUCAUCUUCUCUGUGGCCGUUUCCUCUGUCUUGGCCAAAACAAUAACUGUGGUUAUAGCUUUCAUGGCUACCAAACCAGGGUCCCAAAUGAGGAAGUGGAUGGGCAAAAGACUGGCCAACUCCAUUGUCAUCUCCUGCUCGCUUAUCCAAGCAAGUAUUUGUAUGAUUUGGCUAGGAACAUCCCCACCUUUUCCCCAUUUGGACAUGAAGUCGGGGACUGGGGAGAUGGUUGCAGAAUGCAAUGAAGGUUCUGUCCUGAUGUUUUACCUUGUGCUCGGUUACAUGGGACUUCUAGCCAUCAUUAGCUUCACAGUGGCCUUUUUAGCCCGGAAACUGCCAGACAGUUUCAAUGAAGCAAAGUUUAUUACUUUUAGCAUGCUGAUGUUUUGCAGUGUUUGGUUGUCCUUUUUCCCAGCUUACACAAGCACUAAAGGGAAAUAUAUGGUGGCUGUUGAAAUUUUCUCCAUCUUAGCUUCUAGUGCUGGGUUACUCAGCUGUAUAUUUUUCCCUAAAUGUUACAUUAUUCUACUGAGACCUGAGCUGAACAACAAGGAACAGCUCAUCAGGAAAAAGUAA